This is a messenger RNA of Polypterus senegalus (gray bichir), 4586 nucleotides long. RefSeq names its product solute carrier family 20 member 1b (gene slc20a1b). The coding region runs from base 1866 to 3938 and encodes 690 amino acids. The record is from RefSeq and is a predicted model, not a curated record. Gene Ontology annotation, biological process: phosphate ion transmembrane transport. Gene Ontology annotation, cellular component: membrane. The transcript has 11 exons. Lineage: Eukaryota; Metazoa; Chordata; Cladistia; Polypteriformes; Polypteridae. Gene Ontology annotation, molecular function: phosphate transmembrane transporter activity.
GUUGUUUGCGUGAAGAUGGGGGGGAAGAAAGGCGAAGAAAGAAAUCGCGCCACAUUGAGUAAUAAUGGAGUACCGUGGCAAGGGAAAUUAAAAUUGCCGAAAGGUCGUGGAUAGGCUGUGUUGUUUUAAUUAAACAACGCAAAGGGGGCCAAUUAUUUGGCUUCGUGCUUUGUUAAGCGCGCAGCCGUUUACCCGCAUCCCGAGGGAACAAAAGAAAGAAAAGAUCAAGUAUGGGGGUGACGUUUGGCGCCUUCUAAACACCCAGACGUUUAAUGUGCGCCGUAAUAAUAACACUUCUGUUAGGACGUUCUGCUUUAUCGUUUAUGUCGAGGAGCUUGUGACGAAAAAAAAUGUCAGUGUCAGAAAUGCAAUGAAAGCUUUCAAACAACGGCCGUGUGAUUCGAUGAACUUCUAGAAAAGUGUAAUUGUGGAGGGGCUUUGAAACCCCUAAGCUUUUACCAAAAACGUCGCAACUGGAUCAUUCAGUACAGUCCAACAUAUGGGGAAUAACUCGUUUUUUGCCGUAUGCGUUAUGGGUGCUUGAAAACCCUCGUGAUUAUUUCAUUGACGAUUUGAUGAUAUUCCAGCACAACAUCCGCUUGUGCAUUGUAUACAAAACAAGGAGUUGUGGUUACUGUCCUCUAAGUUUUUAGUUGUAAACUUAAAACGUGAAUGUAUCCAAAAUUAGAAUUGCUACUUCGAUUUUAAAGCAAUCCAAGUGCAUCUGUUUUCACUUCAGGGCAAAUCGGUGAAAUAAUGUCUAGCUGGAGAUUUUCUUCAGACGUACUUUCACUUUAAAUGCUUAAAAUUUUAAACGUCUCUCCGUGAAAUAAUUCAGCUUGAAGCAAUAUGUUUGUGGUGUUCUUGCCCAACGUAUGGAAAAGAAAACGUGUGUGCUUUACAUAUAAAUAUUUACAUAUAAAUAUUAGCAUUUAAAUAUUUUUUGAAUUGUUUCUUAUACAAACGAAUUAAGUAUUUAAUUUUUAUACAGUGUCAGGGUGUGGCAAAUUGGUUUUAAAUAAGUAAUACUUGUUUAAAUUAGGGGGGGUGUUUCUUUCGUGUGCUGUCAUAAUUGUGUUCGGCGGUCUUGAUGGGGAUGGUCUAGAAUGGUAUACUACGUUGCGAUUGGCUGAUAGGAGAAGCCCAGCCUCUGCUGAGCUCUAUUAAACCGCUUUGCUGCCUGUAUUGGAUUAAUGGAGGAUUGUUAAUUGGAGAAGAGGAAAUUACCUUGCGUCGUGUCGCCUAGGCUAAUUUGUUUAAAUAAGGCGUACUUUAUAUUAACGGACGGCGUUUAUUUUUCAUUUAGUGCUUUUUUUAUAUAUAUUUAUACAAAUUAAUUACUCGCGCAGUGCACGUUAUUCAUCUGAUUGCAUUUCUUUGCUUAACGAAGUCGCAGUUGGAGAUUCACAGGAAGAGGCCUGAGAGCGCGCGCGCGCCCAUCCCGCCCGGCGAACUCGGAAUCCACGCGGCCGCGUGAAGACAGCGUGACCAGCGAUUAGUUAUCCUCUUCGGACUGGUUUUGACAGUCGGAAAUUUUUCGGAGUAAUUGGAUGAAGUACAUUUCAUCUCCAGUGUGUGCUGCACAAUGGAUAUCUCCAUCUGCCUAAAGCCCAAGAGCCAAACGAACAUUGAAAAAACUAGUAUACACAGUGGAUAGCAGUGAGCCCCCUCUCCUUUCCCCCCAUGUGUAUUUAAAUUGCCAUUCAAUUUUAAAUACAUAUCUCUUUGAAAGUUUACAUAUUUAAUUUUUUAUAUAGAAAACAAAAUAUUUAUUUUGAAUCCCAACUUCAUACCUCAUUUUUCUUUAUUUUUAUAGUUUAUUUUUUUAAAAGCUAAAUUAAUAGUGAUCCACUAAGAUUGUGAAAAUGGAAAGUACUACAGCGUUUGUCAGUGUAGUGACCAGUUCUUUUGCAGCUGUUGCUGAGGGAACCCUCUCGAGUUAUCUUUGGCUGAUAAUUGUUGGUUUCAUCAUUGCUUUUGUCCUUGCUUUUUCUGUUGGGGCUAAUGAUGUUGCAAAUUCAUUUGGCACUGCGGUGGGCUCUGGAGUGGUAACUCUGCGACAGGCUUGCAUUUUGGCAACAAUUUUUGAAACCCUCGGCUCUGUGAUGCUGGGCGCUAAAGUGAGUGAAACAAUCCGGAAAGGCAUUAUUGACGUUACCAUGUACAACGAGACUCAACACAUUCUCAUGGCUGGCUCUGUCAGUGCUAUGUUUGGUUCAGCAGUUUGGCAGCUUAUGGCUUCUUUCUUGAAGCUUCCCAUUUCUGGAACCCAUUGCAUUGUAGGAGCAACUAUUGGUUUCUCUUUAGUGGCCAAAGGACAGCAGGGUGUGAAAUGGCUAGAGCUACUUAAAAUUGUUGGCUCUUGGUUCAUUUCUCCACUUCUGUCUGGAAUAAUGUCUGCUGUCCUGUUUUUCUUUGUUCAAAGGUUUAUUUUGCGUAAGGCGGAUCCCAUUCCCAAUGGUCUUAGAGCUCUUCCUGUCUUCUAUGCCUGCACUAUUGGUGUGAAUCUCUUUUCCAUUAUGUAUACUGGUGCCCCAUUGUUGGGUUAUGAAAAGAAUCCUUUGUGGGGCAUUGUGCUGAUCACUGUAGCUUGUUCCUUUAUUACUGGCCUUAUCGUCUGGUUUAUUGUCUGCCCUCGACUGAAAAGAAAAAUUGACCGAGAAAUGAAAUCCAGUCCAUCUGAAAGUCCUCUAAUGGAGAAAAAGAAUUCUAUGCAUUGUCCAAUAUUGAAAGAGAAAGUUAAGGAUCCUCUUGCCAACUGUGUGUCUGCUGAAGCUAAGCUCCCAAUACCAGAUAUUCAAUGUCCUACUAAUCACUCAAAACAAGCAUCUGAAGAGCGCUCUGUUACUUUUAAUAUUGGACAUCUGGAUUCUGAUGAGAAGGAUACCAACCAGUGUAUUGAUGAGAAAGGUGCCAAUCUUGAUUCUUUGGGUAAUGGGACCAUGAACAGUGGACAUGUGCAAUUUAGUAAUGUCACCAGCCACAUUCCUAGCAAUGGCUACAGUCAGUAUCACACAGUGCACAAGGAUUCUGGCCUUUACAAAGAUCUGUUACAUAAACUUCACUUGGCAAAAGUCGGAGAUUGUAUGGGAGAGUCCGGAGAUCGACCCAUGAGGCGAAACAACAGCUACACUUCAUACACUAUGGCCAUCUGUGGCAUGCCUCUGGAUCACUUCAAAUCUAAGGAGGGUGAUGGAAAGACAAGUGCUGGUGAAGAAGGAGAUAAGGACAAGGCUGGGUUUCAUGGUUCAGAUCACAGUAAGAAGAGAGUUCGCAUGGACAGUUAUACCAGCUACUGCAAUGCAGUUGCAGAGUCAAAUAUAACUCCAGAGCUCCAUGAAAAUGAAGUGACAGUAGAAAUGGGCAUGGGUGAUCGGAAAAGUAGUGAUGGGUCCAUUGAAGAUUGCUGUGAGAAGGACAAACCCGAAGUGUCGCUGCUCUUCCAGUUUCUUCAGAUUCUGACAGCUUGCUUUGGAUCCUUUGCGCAUGGUGGCAACGAUGUUAGCAAUGCUAUUGGCCCAUUGGUUGCUUUGUGGUUGAUCUAUGAAACUGGAAUGGUUGCUUCCAAAGCCCCUACUCCUAUCUGGCUGCUACUUUAUGGUGGUGUGGGUAUCUGUGCUGGCCUCUGGGUUUGGGGGAGAAGAGUAAUCCAAACCAUGGGAAAAGACCUUACACCAAUCACUCCUUCCAGUGGUUUCAGUAUUGAACUGGCAUCUGCUUUGACCGUAGUAAUUGCAUCAAACAUUGGUCUUCCCAUCAGCACAACUCACUGUAAGGUUGGCUCUGUGGUUUCUGUUGGCUGGCUACGUUCCAGGAAAGCUGUGGAUUGGCGCUUGUUUCGCAAUAUUUUCAUGGCAUGGUUUGUCACUGUACCCAUUUCUGGGUUGAUCAGUGCAGCAAUCAUGGCUCUAUUUAAGUAUGUUAUUUUCAUGACAUGAAUGUUGCCAAGUUGAUCUCCUCUGUAAAAUCUCUAGCUUUGUACUCAUGGGAGUUGUAAAGUGGACAGAAGAACCAAGAUGGUUAUUUUGUGUCUGCUAGUAUCUUUCUUGGGUUUUGCCUGUUUAGAGUCUUUGCAUUGUCAUCAAGGUUGUCAAUGUAAUUUCUGUAUGAAUAAUGUCACUUAAACUCUGUAAUUAUGUAAAUAGUGUGUGUGUAUAUGUAUGUGUGUGGGUUCUCCCCAUCUAAAGAUUUCUUUUGUCAUGCUUAUGGAAGGUAUGUAGUAAUACCAGAGUAUUGCCAGUCAUCUUCAUUGUAGCUAAGGGACUGGUCCAGACAGUAUGCCUUAAUGUGUUCAUAGAAGAUGGGCUGUAUGGCCUCAUUAGUCACAAGGUAGAGCUGUAUACCUUUUCAGUUGCAUUUUUACCAUUCAGUUUGUAACCCUGUUUAGAAGAAAGCUUUACCUAGUCUCUCUCUGUUGGACCAAUUAAAAUCCCUGUAUUCUCGUGAAAUUUGACUGUGUUUAGAUGCUGUGUAAAGUACCAAAGAACAACUGCAGUAUUCUACAUUGUCUUCCAAAGUAUUAGGUAAAUGUGUUUAAAAACAAAAUAAAAAAAAAAAAAAAAUUUUUUUUAAAUUUUUAUCUCCCA